Molecule: messenger RNA, 2954 nt
Organism: Arabidopsis thaliana (thale cress)
Lineage: Eukaryota; Viridiplantae; Streptophyta; Magnoliopsida; Brassicales; Brassicaceae
Product: C2H2 type zinc finger transcription factor family
Exons: 2
Coding region: 1-2754 (917 amino acids)
Biological process (GO): regulation of DNA-templated transcription
Cellular component (GO): nucleus
Molecular function (GO): DNA-binding transcription factor activity; transcription cis-regulatory region binding
Source: RefSeq, marked reviewed
AUGGAUCUCAAGACGUUGAAUCAAUUUUCGCCGUUGACAAAGCUUACCGUUCCAAAUCACAGAGAUGUACAAGUCAGGACAGACCAGUUGAUAACUUACGAACGAUCGAAACGAAAGUCUUCUCUUCAUGAUGAUGAAGAUCUUAUUUCGAAACGCCGAUGCUUAGAUUUUCAGCGAAAAAUAGAAGACAACGAGUGUGCAAACGACGGCGUUUUCGUUGCGCCUCCUAGGUUUAAAAGUGGUCAAGUGUCUAUACGACAGCGUUCUGACGCUCCUCUCUCUUCUCAGGCGGUGAAACACGACGAGUUUGCAAACGAUGCUUUCUACAAGCCUUGGUUGGAUAGUUUCCGGCUGAAACGACAGCGUUUGGGUGACGAUGAAGAUCCUUCCUCUUCUUCUUCUCCAUCUGAAGUUGAUAUCGCUGCUCUCACUCUCUUACAGUUUUCCUGUGAUAGACGCCAUCCGCAAACACAAACGCUAACGCGGCCGCAGCCGCAAACUCACAAAACUCAACUGCAGAGGCCGCCGCCGCAACUUCAAUCACAAACUCAAACGGCGCCUCCUAAGUCUGAUUUGUUCAAGUGUAGCAUCUGUGAAAAAGUGUUUACUUCGUAUCAAGCUUUAGGUGGUCACAAAGCUAGCCACAGUAUUAAGGCCGCGCAACUUGAAAACGCAGGCGCAGACGCUGGAGAAAAAACGCGGUCAAAGAUGUUGUCACCGUCUGGGAAAAUCCACAAGUGUGAUAUAUGUCAUGUUCUGUUUCCCACCGGACAAGCCCUAGGUGGACACAAACGCCGUCACUACGAAGGCCUUCUCGGCGGUCACAAACGCGGUAAUGACGAGGCUGUUCUCAAGUUGAGUCCCAAUAGCAAUAAGAGCGUUGUAACAAAAGUGUUAGAUGCAGAACAGAGUUUAAGGGCAAGUGACAACAUUCACAAACGCAAUCAGGACGAGGUUGUUCCCAGCAGAGACAAGUGGAGUCUCAGUAAUGUGAGUGUUGUUAAAAAUGUGUUGGAUCUAAAGCUGAGCCUAGGGGAAAGUGACGGCGGUCACAAAGACAGUCAGGACGAGGUUGUUGUUCAUGAAGACAAGUGUAGUCCUAGUAGCAAUGGGAGUAUUGUAACAAAUGUGUCCGAUCCAGAGCAGAGCGUAAGGAGAUUGAUAGAUCUUAAUAACCCGCCUUCACUCGAGUUUGAUCAAUCUAGAGGCGGAGACGUGGAGGAAGUUGAAAAAGAGGUAGUAUUGGCUCUUUCAUCACAGAUGAAACAACCGUCUAAGGAUGUGUCCGCUCUGAUCAAACGAUUAGAAUUUGCGAUGCAAGAAAGAAAAGAUGGGUUACUAGCCGACGACAAUGUUUUGAUUGAGAUGAUAAUGGAACUUGAAGGGAAUAUUUCUACUACUAAUGGUGAUGAUGAAGAUCCUUAUUCAGAAGGCAGGUUAAUAAAAGUGAUAGAACCGAUCGGGCUAGACGAAGACGAUGAGUGUGUUGAGAUUGGGUUGGGGAGUUGUGAACAAGAGCCAAUACAAGAGCGUUUUGGUGAUGAUAAAGAUCCUUCUUCGGAUCACGGAAACGUAGAAUCUAUCCGGCUAGAAGAAGAAGACGCCGUUUUGUUUGAGCCUUGGUUGAAAAGCAGGUUGAAAAGCAGGGACAGGGAACAGUCUCAACGACAAGGUUUUGGUGAAUACGAAGAUUGUUUCUCGGAACGCAGGUUCUUACAAGAAGAAGAAGAAGAGUGUUUUGGUGACGAUGAAGAUUCUUUCUCGGAUCAGAUUUCAUUCUUGGAAUCGAACCGGCUAGAAGAAGAAUUUGAAGAAGAGAAAGAAGCAGCCCGGUUUUCAAACGACAACGAUUUCGUUGAGCUUUUGUUUCAAGGUAUUGAACAAUCAAAAUCAAAACCAAAGCCAAAGUCUUGUUCUUAUUAUGAUGAUGAUGAUGAUGAUGAUGAUGAUGGUGAUGAGGAUGAUGAUGAUGAUGAUGAUGAUGUUGAUCCUUCCUCCAAAGACAUACGUUUAGAAGAAGAAAACGAGUGUGAAAACAGAGCCGUUAUUAGGCCUAGCUUGAAUAGUGUAGCACCAAAUCAACAGCGUUUUGGUGAUGAUGAAGUUCCUUCUUCUUCUUCUUCUCUCUCCAAAGAUGAAACCGCUGCUCUCUGUCCCACACCGCAUUCACAAACACAACCGCAAUCGCAAACCCAACUGCAAAAGGUGACCCAACCUCAAACGCAGAUGCUGCCUAAGUCUGAUUCUUACCAGUGCAACGUCUGUGGAAGAGAGUUGCCUUCAUAUCAAGCUUUAGGUGGUCACAAGGCUAGCCACAGGACUAAGCCGCCUGUUGAAAACGCAACUGGGGAAAAAAUGCGGCCAAAGAAGUUGGCCCCAUCUGGGAAAAUCCACAAGUGUUCUAUUUGUCACCGAGAGUUUUCAACGGGACAAUCCCUCGGUGGACACAAACGCCUUCAUUACGAAGGAGUUCUCCGCGGUCACAAACGCAGCCAGGAGAAGGAGGCUGUUUCCCAAGGAGACAAGUUGAGUCCUAGUGGUAAUGGGAGUGUUGUAACACAUGUACCUGACCCAAAGCAGAGCCGAAAGGGAUUGAUAGUUAUUAAUAAAGUGCCAUCGCCGGAGUUUAAUGAUCCCGGCGACAAAGACAUAUUGGAGGGUGAAAGUGCAUUGUUAGCAAACAAGCUUGAACAAGAUAGAGGAAUUACCAGUACUCGCAUGAUUAACGGUUUGAAAUUUUUUAACUUUCUGUAAACUGAUUUACACACUUGUUUUGUUUUGUUUUAUUGAAUUCUCUCAUAUAGAUUGGUCAAUUUUAGAUUAGGUUAGUUGAUGACAUCUAUCUAUGUUGAUGUCAUCUCAUUCCCUGAUGUGGGACAGUUUUGGGCUUUUUUUAUACGAGUAUUACGGAGCUUUUGGAGGUUCGACAAAAGCAAAAGGAACCAUUAAAAUUG